CUCCAACAUGCCCCUCAGGGAGCAGACCAUAGCUGAGCGCUCCGAUGGGCUACUCAACAAUAAUAGCUUCCGGAAGCACAAGAAAACCUUCCACAAACUGUUCCAAGAGAUUCCUGAGGGGGAGAACCUGACACACACAUUCACCUGUGCCUUGCAGAAGGAGGUGCUGUAUCAUGGGAAACUCUUUGUUUGUGAGAACUACGUGUGUUUCCACUCGUCAGUGCUGCUCAAAGAGACCAAGGUGGUGAUUCCUGCGUCCAGCAUCAGGGGGGUGAAGAAACAUCACUCAGGCUUAUCCAUGUUGUCUAUUCAAACUGCUGAUGGAGAGAAGUACUCAUUUGUGUCUUUGAGGAACCGUGAGAUGUGUUAUAAACUCCUCCAAACUGUCUGUUCACAUGCACAGGAGGAGAGCGUCGGCGGCAGCCCUCAUAUCUCCUCUGCAGAGAAUGAAGUUGAUCAUGAUGUGGCCUCCAGUUAUUCCAGUUUGGAGGACAGCAUAGAUCGUGAUCUGAGCAGACAGAACAGCAUUUACCUUGACAGCGGCUUGCCUCAGAUGUCCAGUGAAGGUUCCACAAGAUGCAGUUCCACCCGUCAAAACAGCUUAACAGACGAAGACGACAGAGGAGCCUCUGUAAGGUGGAUUUGGAGGAUCACUGCGAGGGUCAUACCGCUUUUCUUCUUCCGAGAAAUUAGGAAUCUCAGCGUUCUCGUUUACGUCUACAUGAUGCUGAUGGUGUUGCUCCUGUUGGUGUCCGGGUACAUCGGGCUGAGGAUCUUAGCACUGGAGGAGCAGCUGACUGAGUUGUCUUUACACCACAGAGAGUACCAACAAACGUAGCCAGUGGCAGGAGACUGUGAUAAACAAAUCCUUUCAGGGACUCAUGCAGCGCACCACUCUAUUAAGAUCCUGCAGUACAUUGAUCCCUGUCUAGACAGGCUCCCAAAAGCAUCUUAGCAGGCAGACUCGGCCCAUUUGACACACACAGUACCUCUUUAGAUUUAAUUUACAAUAUUGUGCACAAAACAAGUUCGCUCACAGUAGAGAUUUGAUCUCCUGUGUUAGUGCCAUGCAGGGGUGUAGCACAAAAUUCUGGGCCCUGUAGAAAUGCAUUUUCUAUGUGCCCCUCCCCGCAUCCACAACUAUUCAUUCUAGCAUAUUUUUGGGCCCUCCUCACACGAGGGCCCUUUUUCCCCCCAGUCUGACGCCCCUGGUGUCAUGUCUACGGAGGAUGCAGGCCAGCAAUAAGAUGCUUUUGGGAUGUCUGAAACAGGCCACACGUGGUGAACUACACGGAUGACUGUUGGCAGAGAAGCACCAGGACAAUAUUAAUGUUAUGAGCACACUCAUUCUCUGCUGGGAGAUCAAAUAUUGAAGAGAGGAUCUCCUGCACUGAGCCGUAUGGAGGCAGCCUGCUGUUUAUUUCCUGGCCGGUAAACAGCUGAGCUCAGCUAGCUGAGGUUGCUGGAGUCUUGGCCUUGUUUUCUUGGAUCAACACAACCUGCAACAGUGAGAACACACACACACACACACUGAAAUAAGCACUUAAUUGUUGCUCGGUUUGAAAUGAUUUGUGUGUUGUAAAAAUUAGGGUUCACAUUGUGUAAGUAAACUGCUGAAAUCUAGUGGUGUUUUAAGAGUGACUGUUAAUGACAAUAAUCUGCCAGCAGAGGGCAGUCACUCCCAUUAAACUUCACAGUUACAUGAAGCACCAAGGUGGGAUUUCACUUGCACUUCAAAAACAUUCAAGCACUGAAACUUCUUCAGAAUACAAAUGUUUUAAAACUUUGGCUAAUGCCCUUUUGUCAAAUCAAUCCUGUUAAUAGAUUAUAGGGAAUGUGUGACUUCCAGUCUUCAUACCUUUCAGCCAACUGAUCUCCACGUCUUUAAAAAAAAAUGUCAUGAGCGAACAUGUGAAUUCUGCAUAUACUUGAAAAGUAUGUUUAAUGUGUGGUGUCAAAAAAACCUGUAGUGAUACAUAAGGGAUAGUAUGUCUGCUCUAAUGUUGUGUGGAUUUAAAAGAAAUACACAGGUCAUGUUUAAAACUGAUAUUUGACUACGACAAACUAUUUCUGAAACUAUUUUCCGAAACCUUUCCAGGCCAGGAAAACUUUUUUUUUUUUUAAAUGUCAUGAUUUCUCUAACUGUACAUUAUCUGUAUCUAGGAAGAGACUUUGUAUGAGUUUAUAUUAGUUUAUAUAUUAUAUUUUAUUAUCCAAAACCCAACGUCACUGGUUUACUUAGUAAUUCAUUCCAAUGGUAAAUCAUUGUAUAUAUAAAUAUUGCAAUUUUUGUAUCACUGUCUAACAGAUCUUGUUAACUUAUGUACUGUACACAAAUACAAAGGUUGUUUUAAAAAAAAAUAUGGUCGGUGUCA
This is a messenger RNA of Sander lucioperca (pikeperch), 2375 nucleotides long. RefSeq names its product GRAM domain-containing protein 2B-like. The record is from RefSeq and is a predicted model, not a curated record. The transcript is spliced from 13 exons. Lineage: Eukaryota; Metazoa; Chordata; Actinopteri; Perciformes; Percidae. The coding region runs from base 8 to 838 and encodes 276 amino acids.